UGAUCAUACGCAAGCAGACAUCUGCGACCACACCACAACAAGUUUUCCGUGAAACAUCUUCCACCAUGGGCUCUGUCGUCAAUAAAAGACGUGGGGUGGCCACUGGCAACAACGAUGAUGAAGACCUGCUCUUCGGUCAAGCUUUCGACGCGUUCGACUUCAAGACUUUGAAGCGCAUUCUCAACAUCUACCACAAGAAGACUAAGCCGGAGGAGACCGCGAGAGAGCUCUUCGAGCGACUCAAAAGACUUGAAGUUGAACUGGAGGCUAGAGAUCGCAGCACCAUCAGACAGUCUCUGGAGAACGAAGAAGUCCUUACUCGUAAGAUGUUGAGAGAUGGACCACGCGCAAAUCCCAAUCUUCAGAAUAAAAUGUCCAAUACUGGCGCAAACAACAGCCUCGUCGAAGAAUCGAAGGUCUUUUGCUCUAUAUGCGCAACAGACGUCUUGGCAUCUGAGGUUCCAGCAUCGCAUCCAGGCUGUCUUGAUGUUACUGUAGCAGGUAAGCUAUAUGCAUGCAAGACAUGCAUUGAGCGGCACAUCAAGACUCAUCAAGUCAAGCCAUUCCUGUCCGGAGACACUCUUUUGAAAUACGCGAGGUAUGUCGAGCUUCGGCCUAUUCGUCACCAUUCAAACUUUACCUGGUGCCUGAAUCUAAAGUGCGGACAUGGUCAAAUUCACCACAAAGGGUUGGCCGAGCCAAAAGUGAUCUGCAAAAAGUGUUCUCACGCAACUUGCUUCAAGCAUCAGAAACCGUGGCAUGCCAAACUAUCGUGCGAGCAAUACGAUAAGUCACUCAGUCAGGGUGAUCGUGCUGCACAGUCUGAUUCUUUGGAAGAGACGAAGAAAUCUUCAGCACCAUGUCCCACGUGCAAGACCCAAGUUGAGAAGAUUGGUGGCUGCAGCAAUGUAUAUUGCCUUUGUGGAACGCAGUUCAACUGGGAUGCUGCCAUGUCGACGCCCAAAUAG
Mollisia scopiformis is the source of this 968-nucleotide messenger RNA. RefSeq lists its product as uncharacterized. Gene Ontology annotation, cellular component: cytoplasm; ubiquitin ligase complex. The transcript has 4 exons. The record is from RefSeq and is a predicted model, not a curated record. Lineage: Eukaryota; Fungi; Ascomycota; Leotiomycetes; Helotiales; Mollisiaceae. Gene Ontology annotation, molecular function: ubiquitin conjugating enzyme binding; ubiquitin protein ligase activity; zinc ion binding. Gene Ontology annotation, biological process: ubiquitin-dependent protein catabolic process; protein polyubiquitination; positive regulation of proteasomal ubiquitin-dependent protein catabolic process. The coding region runs from base 66 to 968 and encodes 300 amino acids.